AGACAAGGAUGCCCGGCGGCGUGAUGACAAAUAACCCAGACCAGGCGGUCGAGAAUAUGAUGCGUCUUCAGGGCUAUCCAAAAAACAGGAUGAUGUUCAACACACAAGAUCCAUCGAAUCUUCCAUACGAUCCAUCCGCGCCAUAUCGUAAGAUGACGCAGGCAGGACCGACACCGCCAAGUUUUCUGAGCAUCACGGCACAAGAAAUGCUAACGUCGCAGAUUUUUAUGAAACACAUGAUCCAAGAAUUUCCGAUGACAACAGAGGUGCUUAGAAAGCAUAUCUUCCGCUUUCUCGCUUCAAAAAGCCGAGACUUGCUGUAUCGCCAUUUCCACGAGGGCACCCCGGGAGGCGUGCGAAUGAGCCGGCUCCGUGGCACGAACCUGCCUGUCCCCAUAAGUGUCGUGAAUGGGCAGCACGCGGACGAGCUGAAUCCUGCUACCAGCAUCUUCAGCUUCGCGCCCAAGGCGCAUCGGCACGAGGCGAAACUCCUCCGAAAAGGUGAAGAACGCAAGCUCACUCCCCAGCAACGGGAGCAGGCUGUAUAUGAAGAGUGGCGGGAGCAGCGCCAGCAGGAG
Messenger RNA from Amoebophrya sp. A25, 578 nucleotides. NCBI's taxonomy places the organism in Eukaryota, Dinophyceae, Syndiniales, Amoebophryaceae. The record is from the annotation of a GenBank genome assembly.